Messenger RNA from Penicillium antarcticum, 1881 nucleotides. RefSeq names its product DUF4246 domain-containing protein. Lineage: Eukaryota; Fungi; Ascomycota; Eurotiomycetes; Eurotiales; Aspergillaceae. The coding region runs from base 1 to 1881 and encodes 626 amino acids. The record is from RefSeq and is a predicted model, not a curated record. The transcript is spliced from 4 exons.
AUGGUCCAACACAAGGCGAAUGAGGCGGCCUUUCUCAGCUCCUCGAAACUCGAAGACUCUCGCCUCAAACUUCCAGGGUUUGGCCUGCCAUUAGAUUAUGCCCCCAGCGAGAAGAACAUCUAUGGCGUUCACAGUCGGAGUCUGUUUCCAUCUGCACUGGAUGAUCGGGACAUCGAAGCAGGCUAUGUGGAUCUGCCUAUCUUGACGCUCCGAGAAAUUGCCAUGUUGGGUGUUCUGGAAGAUCUGACUGAUAUCGAUGAGUGGUGGAAAAAGGUUUUUGAUCCUGCCAUCCAGGAGCAGUGGAAAAAGGAUGCCAUGAGCUGUGGUAGAGAUAUCACGCUGUGCAUGGCAGAAUGGAUAAUCGACGAGCUGGAGUUCAAGGCGAUGAUCUACGAAACCACAGAUGUUGUUGCUCUGCACAAUGGCGAUGUCACCAAAUCUGACACGAAUAUGUCGGACUCACUGGUUGAGAAUCUCAGGACCCAGAUCAAGAUUCUAGAAUAUGACCAGCCAGAGUUGAAAUUCUUUCACCCGGGAUUCUUGAAGAAACAGCGAGACUUUAUCGCCAUGGCACUGUACCCUCUUGUUUACGGGAAAAGUCGUAUUCUUACAGACAGGACGAUCACACUUGAGAAUGCCAUUGAGCACGCCGGUCAGGGCGAGAUUAUACCCGUCCCAAAGGAGACCGGAAUUACCAGAGAGGAUAUCGCCUGGCGAGUGCUCUCCCGGGCAGAUAUCAAAGUCCAUCCCUACAGCCGCAACUACCAGAUCCUCCCUACAGACUGGGAAUACCGUGAAGAUAAGCGAUGGCAUAUAGCCACUUAUAUCAACAAUCUUCACCCGGUCAAGCACCGCAACAUAUACGAGCUUCUUGAGGAGUGUUUCAACAACAUCAUCCCUCAAUGGAAUGCAACGUUGACCCCCCUGAAAGACCAGCUCCAUGCGCGUGCCCGCAUCGAAUAUCACAAGGCGGAAUAUUAUCCUAUUUCGAAGGAGGUUGCGACACAGGCACCCCUGAUAGGUCCCAAGGAGGCACAAAGCGAAUUCGACGAGCGAAACGAAAUAUGGAGAAUGGAGAACAUUCGCGCUAUUCAACCCGAUGCAGGCAAAUUUAUUCCUUGGGCCGUUCCUCCUUGGAUGAUGGACAAGCUGCCCGAGGAUCUACCUGCUCCUGUUCGAAUUGAACGAGGCGUUGAUCUUGUCCGCGACUACAAAGACCGAGGACUGCAAGUCAUCACCCGUCUAAUUGGCUGUGAUCUCACCCCAGAUGAUCCGCAUUUCGAGACAGACUGGCACGUCGAGGGUCAAAUGAACGAACAUAUCUGCGCCUCCGCAUUCCUCACUUAUGAGCACGACAACAUCGGAGACGCCACGAUGGAAUUCCGUAACAUCGCCGAAACAGACUCACUGUCAGAGGUAGAGCAUGACCCAAACGACUUCGUCUGGCUGCGCCAAGUCUUCGGCCUAGAGAACGGUGAGCCAGCUAUCCAAUGUCCUGGCCUGAUCCGCGCCUGUCCUGGCCGAACAAUCAUGUACCCAAGCACCAUUCAACAUAAGUUCACGCGGUUCGAACUGAAAGACAAGACGAAGCCUGGCCAUGGCCGUGCCGUCGUAUUCUUCCUGGUCGAUCCCAACAUCCGGAUUAUCUCUACUGCCAACGUUCCGCCGCAGCGCUUGGACUGGACUAUGAGUAUGGAGUCGUCGGAUGAGGAGCUUAAGAAUUCGAUGUCCAAGCUUGCCCUUGAAAAUAGGACGUCUAAGGGGGAUAUGCCGCUUACUUUGGAUGAGGCUUUGGAGCAUCGGGGUAAAUUCUUGCAUGAGAUUAUGGAGUUCACGCAGUAUCAGCAUGUGGCUUUCGAGUCUAAUAUUUUGUCGCUUUAA